CCAUACUUAAACACCGAUCAAGGUCAUGCGCACUACACAUGAAUCAAAGUUCAGAAAAAGAUAACAAGACUGUAUAUUUGUAACGUGGAUGUUAUAAAAGAAAGUGAAACAAAAUGAAAUUCACUGAAUAUGCAACAGAUAGGCAAACCUUUAAGGUAAAAGGAUGUUUUCUUCUCAUUCUCAUUUCUACAACCGUCGGCGAAAUGGUUGCCCUGUUGGCACUAGUUGGGCACUGGCGGGUGCUACGGGAGGACAUUAUGAGCCCUACACAGCAACAGAUGUGUCUGCCAUUGCACAGAUUCGCUUUGGCAGAUGAUGAGGAAGCAAACAAACAAUGUCCUAGUAGACUUAACAAGAAGAAAAAUUCAAACAUCUGUUGUGGGACUUUGAGUGAUGUACUUGACAAAGUUUCUGACAAGGUUGUAAUGGAAAAAUAUAAUAGUGACGCAAAUCCUGAAAUGAGUUCGCUGAACCUGACGGAUAACAAAUGCAAUGAAUCCGAUAAGAAGCCACCAAAGGCACAUCUUGUGGACUUAUCACAUGAUAAAAAGCCAGUUUCUUUGGGGAUGUCAUCAAAGUUACUUUGGAAUACUGACCCACCAUCUUAUGCCAAUUCUGGGUUGAAGCAUUUAAAAGAAGAAGGAACAAUAUAUGUAGAAAAGCCUGGUCAUUAUUACAUAUCGUCACAACUAAAAACAAAAAUUGCGAAAACGAAUGAUACAGACGCAACUUCAGACAGCACAUUUAGACACUACGUGCAUUUGAUCUCUAGCAAAGGGACGGAGGGAGUAGUAAUACUUGAGGGUGCACAAUCCCAGUGUGAAAUGGCGUCAGAUGUUUCAGAAAGUACAAGUGUCCUUGGUUCUGUGUUCCGACUGGAGCACGGGGAUCGGCUGUAUGUGGCUACUUCUCAUCCACAAAAUAUUGUUUCUGGUCCACAAAAUAAUUAUUUUAGCAUACACAGUAUUUAGUUUGAAAUGUUGCAAGAUUAUUAUGACAGUAUUUGCACGGGUUUUGCGUGAAGAACUCGUUACAAUCCUGCAAAUUGUAUUUAUGCUGAUCUAAUAAUAUACACUUGGGUAAUCAUAAUAGGGCGUAUUGAAUAUAAGAGUAUAAUGAUCUCAUCAUUUUAAUAAAUAAGCAUGUAAUAAAACAACUAUUUUAUCAUUUUUUAAAAUAAAAAAUAUAUAAAACAUAAAAAUUAAAAAAAAUUAAAAAAUAAAACACUACCAUUUUAAUAUAUCAAGUUCGCCUUCCGAUAGCAGUACAGUUCAGAUUUUUUUAUUAUAUGCUUAGAUCCUGGAAAAAGAAUCACACAGUCACGUCGGUUCAAUUUAGGUCUUUUCCGUAAGAAAAAAAAAUGUUUUAGCUAUUUGAAUGUUCUUUUUUAACUUUUGGUGUAAUUUUAUGAAUGAUUUUUUCGAACGACACCAUUUUUGUCUGAUAUGUCAGAUCGCUCGUGAGAUCUUGCGGAAAUAGCCACCCUUUAUAUUAUUGAACGAAAAUAAACGCUUUUUGCUAUCUAUCUAAAAAGCAAAAAAUGAAUGUAAAUAUGUAUAUUAAGAAAUAAUACAUCCCAAACACUGAUUUAUCGCGGAAUAAAAUUAUUGUUGGAGUUCGGAUUCGAAAUAAUUAUUUCGUGAAGGUGUAGACCGAAUACGAUGAUACAAGUUAAGGCAUAGCAAAAGUUCCUUCUAGGCCACAUCUAUAUAAAUAUAUAAUGAUCAUCUUGUAAAAUUUUGGUUGCAAUGUCUGUUGGUCAUCCGUGUGUAGAACCCCAGGAUCAAACACAAGGACAAAACCAUUCUACCUUAUUGACAUUCCGUAUCCUGUUUAUUCAGGGAGUCAGUGGCACAGUGGUUAGCAGUUGGACUACAACGACAGCGAUCCGGGUUCGAUUCCCGGACCCGGAUCGAUUCCCGGUUGAGGCUAAUAUCCCGACUAGUGUUCAGUGCUGUGUGAUUUACUUUACUUGGUACUGUUUCCAACAGUACCGAUCUACUGUAGUCUGGAUUCUGGGGAGGUAAAUAUGACGCCUGCUGUGGGCUCGGCUGGAAAUAAGUUGUUCCAUCCAUUCCAGGUGGGGACUUUCGUCGACUACCCAUGUUAGAUAGCGCCCCUGGGGGCGUUACAUUUUGCACCAAGGGUGCGUUUAUUUCUGUACCAAAAUACAAAAAAAAAACAACUAAAAUUUUGAAAAAGGACUAUAUCGUUUUAUACUGACAAAAAUGUCUAGUAAGUAUUUACGCUAGUUAUUUAACAUAAAUUGUUAAAUCCAAAAACAAAGUAAAUUUGUUACCACUUUCAGUUGAGUAAAUACGGUAAUAAGACAUUGACCCGGUCAAUCCAUUUCCGCAUGUAGUGUACGAUUCGAUUCGUUAAUUUGUUGCGCAUAAUUAGAGGAUCACAGUGGGGUUUGUUUUUACGUAUUAACCAUGCAUUCGAAGGUAACGAUAAUAUUUAGUUGUUUACAUGUAAAUUUGCUGAUAUAUGUCUAUCUGUUUGUACAUAUGUUAUGCUCUUCAAGAAUGGAGGAAAUAAAAGGAUAAAUCAGUUA
Messenger RNA from Mercenaria mercenaria, 2557 nucleotides. RefSeq lists its product as uncharacterized. Gene Ontology annotation, biological process: immune response. The transcript has 5 exons. Gene Ontology annotation, molecular function: tumor necrosis factor receptor binding. Gene Ontology annotation, cellular component: membrane. The record is from RefSeq and is a predicted model, not a curated record. NCBI's taxonomy places the organism in Eukaryota, Metazoa, Mollusca, Bivalvia, Venerida, Veneridae. Bases 114 to 971 code for a protein of 285 amino acids.